AUGGAUGAUGAUCAGGAUGAUUGUAAAGCAAGAAAAAUGUCAAGGAAAGGAAACAGUAGAGAAAAUUCUAAUAGCAGGAAGAAAUCAAAUGCUAACAAAAAAGAAGGUAGCGAUGCAGACAAUAAACCCUGGCCCCCCAAAAAACUUUUAAAAUUGGAGACUGACCCUUCAAUUCUACAGAGAAGGCAGAAACAAAUUGACUAUGGCAAAAAUACUGUGGGAUAUCACAACUAUGUCACAAAAGUACCCAUUGAUAAGCGAGAAAAAGGAGAUCCAAAGACACCUGAUAAAUUUACUAAAUACAGUAGGAGAUCAUGGGAUACACUUAUAAAAAUGUGGAGAAUAAAGUUGCACGAAUAUGACUCUGACCAUGAAUCAGAUAGUGGUGUUAACGAUAUAGAAGUGGUUGUAGAAGACGAUGAUGAUGAUGAUAGUGACAAAGAUGAUGAAGAAUAA
Arctia plantaginis is the source of this 456-nucleotide messenger RNA. NCBI's taxonomy places the organism in Eukaryota, Metazoa, Arthropoda, Insecta, Lepidoptera, Erebidae. The record is from the annotation of a GenBank genome assembly.